AUGGUCCCUCACACUGAGAACAAGGUUCCUCACUCUGAGGGCAAGGUUCCUCACACUGAAGACAAGUUUCCUCGCUCUGAGGACAAGGAUCUUCACUCUGAGGACAAGAUCCUCACUCUGAGAACAAGGUCCUCACUCUGAGAACAAAGGGUCCGCCUCUGAAGGUAGGUUCCUCACACUGAGGACAAGUUUCCUCCUUCUGAGGACAAGUUACCUCACCCUGAGGGCAAGGUUCCUCACACUGAGGAGAAGGUUCCUCACUCUGAGGUCAAGGUACCUCACUCUGAGGACAAGGUUCCACACACUGAGGCCAAGGCUCCUCACACUAAGAAGAAGGUUUCUCACACUGAAAACAGGGUUCCUCACCCUGAGAACAAGGUUCCUCACUCUGAGAACAAGGGUUCCUCAAUCUGAGGACAAGUUUCCUCACACUGAGGACAUGGUUCCUCACACUGAAAACAAGGUUCCUCACUCUGAGAACAAGGUUCCUCACUCUGAGAACAAGGUUCCUCACUCUGAGAACAAGGGUUCCUCAAUCUGAGGACAAGUUUCCUCACACUGAGGACAAGGAUCUUCACUCUGAGUACAAGGUUCCUCACUCUGAGAACAAGCUUCCUCACUCUCAGGACAUUUUUCCGCCCUCUGAAGCAGGUUCCUGAGACUAAGAACAAGGUUCCUCGCUCUGAGGACAAGGCUCCUCACUCUGAGCACAAGGUUCCUCACACUAAAGACAACAUUCCUCACUCUGAGAACAAGGUUCCUCACUCUGAGGACAAGGUUUCUCACUCCGAGGACAAUGUUCCUCACUCUGAAGUCAGGUUCCUCACUCUGAGGACAAGGUUCCUCACUCUGAGUACAAGGUUCUUCACACUGAGGACAAGGAUCCGCACUCUGACAACAAGGUUCCUCACUCUGAGGACAAGGUUCCUCACUCGACGACAAGGUUCCUUACUCUGAGGAAAAGGUUCCUCACACAGAGGACAAGGGUCCUCACUCUGAGGGCAAGGUUCCUCACCAUGAGGACGACGGUCUUCACUCUGAGGAUAAGGUUCCGCACUCUGAAGGCAGGUUCCGCACUCUGAAGGCAGGUUCCUCACACUGAGGACGAGGUUCCUCACACUGAGGACAAGGUUCCUCACACUAAAGACAAGGUUCCUCACUCUGAGGACAAGGUUCCUCACACUAAAGACAAGGUUCCUCACUCUGAGAAAAAGGGUUCCUCACUCUGAGGACAAGGUUUCUCACUCUGAGGACAAGGUUCCUCACUCUGAAGUCUGGUUCCUCACUCUGAGGACAAGGUUCCUCACUCUGCGGACAACGUUCUUCACACUGAGGACAAGGUUCCGCACUCUGACAACAAGGUUCCUAACUUUGAGUUCAAGUUUCCUCACUCUGAGAAAAACGUUCCUCACACUGAGGACAAUGCUCCUUACUCUGAGGACAAGGCUCCCCACUCUGAGGGCAAGGUUCUUCAUUCCGAGGAGAAGGUUCCUCACUCUGAGGAGAAGGUUCCUCACACUGAGGACAAAGUUCCUCACUAUGAGAACAAGGUUGCUCACUCUCAGGACAAGGUUCCUCACUGUGAGGACAAGGUUCCUCACUCUGAAGGCAGAUUCCUCACACUGAGAACAAGAUUCCUCACUCUGAGUACAAGGUUCCUCACUCUGAGGACAAAGAUCCUCACUCAGAGAACAAGGUCCCCUACUCUGAUGACAAGGUUUCUCACUCUGAGGACAAGGCUCCUCGCUCUGAGGACAAGAUUCCUCACUCUGAGAACAAGGGUCCUCACUCUGAGGACAAUGUUGUUCACUCUGAGGACAAGUUUUCUCACUCUGAGGACAAGGUUCCUCAAUCUGAAGGCAGGUUCGUCACACUGAGAACAAGGUUCCUCACUCUGAGGACAACGUUCCUCACUCUGAGAACAAGGUUGUUCACACUGAGGACUAGGUUCCUCACUCUGAAGACAAGGUUCGUCACACUGAGGACAAGGAUCCUCACUCUGAGGACAAGGUUCCUCACUCUGAAGGCAGAUUCCUGACACUGAGAACAAGGUUCCUCAAUCUGAGGAUAAGAGUCCUCAGUCUGAGGACAAGCUUCCGCACACUGAGGACAAGGUUUGUCUCUCUGAGGACAAGGUUCUUCACACUGAGGACAAGGUCCGCACUCUGACAACAAGGUUCCUCGCUCUGAGGACAAGGUUCCUCACUCUGAGGAGAAGGUUCCUCAGUCUGAAGAAAACGUUCCUAACACUGAGGACAAGGCUGCUCACUCUGAGGACAAGGCUCCUCAUUCUGAAGACAAGUUCCUCACUCUGAGGAGAAGAUUCCUCACUGUGAGGACAAGUUUCCUCACUCUGAAAGCAGGUUCCUAACUCUGAGGACAAGGUGAUUCACACUGAGGACAACGUUCCUCACCCUGAGAAGGAGGUUCCUCAUUGUGAGAACAAGGUUCCUCACUCUGAGAACAAGGUUCCUCACACUGAGGACAAGGUUCCUCACUCUGAGGACAAGCUUCUUCACACUGAGGACAAGGUUACUCACUUUGAGAACAAGGUUCCUCACUCUGACGACAAGGUUCCUCAAUCUGAGGGCAAGGUUCCUCACACUGAGGACAAGUUUCCUCACUCUGAGGACAAGGAUCCUCACUCUGAAGACAAGGUCCUCACUCUGAGGACAAGGUUCCGCCCUCUGAAGGCAGGUACCUCUGACUGAGGACAAGGUUCCUCGCUCUGAGGACAAGGUUGCUAACUCUAAGGACAAGGUUUCUCACACUAAAGACAAGGUUCAUCACUCUGAGAACAAGGUUCCUCACUCUGAGGACAAGGUUACUCACUCUGAGGACAAGGUUCCUCAUUCUGAAGUCAGGUUCCUCACUCUGAGGACAAGGUUCCUUACUCAGAGGACAAGGUUCUUCACACUGAGGACAAGGUUCCGCUCUCUGAGAAGAAGGUUCAUGACUCUGAGGACAAGGUUCCUCACUCUGAGGACCAGGCUCCUAACUCUGAGGACAAGGUUCCUCACUCUGAGAAGAAGGUUCCUCACUGUGAGGAUAAAGUUCCUCAAACUGAGGACAAGUUUCCUGACUCUGAGGACAAGGUUCCACACUCUGAAGUCAGGUUCCUCACUCUAAGUACGAGGUUCCUCACUCUGAGGACAAGGUUCUUCACACUGAGGAGAAGGUUCCGAACGCUGAGAAGAAGGUUCAUGACACUGAGAACAAGGUUCCUCACUCUGAGGACAAGGUUUCUCACUCUGAGGACGAGGUUCCUCACUCUGAAGUCAUGUUCCUCACUCUGAGGACAAGGUUUCUCACUCUGAGGAAAAGCCUCUUCACACUCAGGACAAGGUUCCGCACUCUGAGAAGAAGGUUCAUGACUCUGAGGACAAGGUUCCUCACUCUGAGGACAAGGUUCCCCACCCUGAAGAAAAGGUUCCUCACACUGAGGACAAGGCUCCUCACACUGAGAAAAAGGUUCCUCACACUGAGGACAAGGUUCUUCAUUCUGAGGACAAGGUUCCUCAUUCUGAGGACAAGGUUCCUCACUCGGAGGACAAUGUUCCUCACUCUGAGGUCAGAUUCCUCACUCUGAAGACAAGGUUCCUCACUCUGAGGACAAGGUUCUUCACACUGAGGUCAAGGGUCCACACUCUGACAUGAAGGUUCCUCACUCUGAGGACAAGGUUCCUCACUCUCAGGAAAACGUUCCUCACACUGACGACAAGGCUUCUUUCACUGAGGACAAGGCACCUCACUCUGAGGACAAGGUUCCUCAAUCUGAGGGGAAGGUUUCUCACUCUGAGGAUAAGGUUUCUCACUCAGAAAACAAAGUACCUCACUCUGAAGACGAGGUUCCUCACACUGAGGACAAGGUUCCUCACGGUAACGACAAGGUUCCUCACUCCGACAACAAGGUUCCUCACUCUGAGAACAAGGUUCCUCACUCUGAGAACAAGGGUUCCUCAAUCUGA
Molecule: messenger RNA, 3968 nt
Organism: Paramuricea clavata
Lineage: Eukaryota; Metazoa; Cnidaria; Anthozoa; Malacalcyonacea; Plexauridae
Source: the annotation of a GenBank genome assembly